This is a messenger RNA of Sceloporus undulatus (fence lizard), 8019 nucleotides long. It is a transcript of the gene GCH1, whose product is annotated as GTP cyclohydrolase 1. Bases 254 to 1000 code for a protein of 248 amino acids. Gene Ontology annotation, cellular component: cytoplasm. The transcript is spliced from 6 exons. Gene Ontology annotation, biological process: tetrahydrobiopterin biosynthetic process; tetrahydrofolate biosynthetic process. NCBI's taxonomy places the organism in Eukaryota, Metazoa, Chordata, Lepidosauria, Squamata, Phrynosomatidae. The record is from RefSeq and is a predicted model, not a curated record. Gene Ontology annotation, molecular function: zinc ion binding; GTP binding; GTP cyclohydrolase I activity.
GAGGGCCAGAACAAGGCGCUGGAGCAGCGGAGGAGGAGGAGGCUCUUCUCCAUUCCCUUCAGGGCUGAGGGCGCACGGCCAGCCCGCCUCUCCUUGGGGUCUUGGGGGCAGCCUGGUCCUCUGCGGAGGGGCCAAGGGAGGCCAAGGGGCUCCAAGAAGGGACACAAGUUCCCAGGGAAGUUUCCCUCCUCUCCAGCUCCGUGCGUAAAGUUGCCUCGGAGAGGAGUCUCAGGGGAAGGGCUCUUUGGGGGCCAUGGAGAAGGCGAAGAGGGCUCCCCUGCGGGCCCCGGCUCCCAGCAGCGGCUGCAAUGGGUUCCCUGCCCCCGAGGAGAAGCCUCCUCCUCCUCCUCCUCCUCCGGGGUCUCUCCCCGGCUGCAGCUCGGGGCGCCAGCGCUUGGCCAGCUGGAAGGAGGAGCGGACGCGGAGCGAGGAGGACAACCAGCUGAACCUGCCGGGCCUGGCCGCCGCCUACGGCACCAUCCUGCGGGCCCUGGGCGAAGACCCCCAGCGCCAGGGCCUGCUCAAGACCCCCUGGAGGGCCGCCACCGCCAUGCAGUUCUUCACCAAGGGCUACCAGGAGACCAUCACAGAUGUACUUAAUGAUGCCAUAUUUGAUGAAGACCAUGAUGAGAUGGUGAUUGUCAAGGACAUAGACAUGUUCUCAAUGUGUGAACAUCAUCUGGUUCCUUUCGUUGGAAAGGUGCACAUCGGUUACCUUCCUAACAAACAGGUGCUUGGGCUCAGCAAACUUGCAAGGAUUGUGGAAAUAUACAGCAGAAGAUUACAGGUUCAGGAGCGCCUAACAAAACAGAUAGCCGUUGCCAUCACAGAAGCCUUGCAGCCUGCUGGGGUUGGUGUGGUUGUUGAAGCGACGCACAUGUGCAUGGUGAUGCGAGGCGUUCAGAAAAUGAACAGUAAAACUGUGACCAGCACAAUGCUGGGAGUUUUCCGGGAAGACCCCAAAACACGGGAAGAGUUUUUGACGCUCAUCCGCAGCUAAAGUCUGCCACCUUUUCUAUGGACUCCCUCUCUGGACUUGUCUUGUCUUAACAUUGCUGUUCGGUUACUUGCUGCUUGUUCCCAUUUCUCUUUUUUAAAAAACGUCUGUCAUUUUAAUUAUUAUUAUUUUUCGGUUCAGUUGUUAUCAGUUCUGUAAAAGGCACCUUACGGUGAGUCCAACAUGUACUUUUUGUUUGCUCAAAAAGUCCCCAGUGUCAGCAGUUCCUAAUGGUCCUGAAAAUGUCCUCUCAAUCUACAUUGUCAUGUGAACCUUUUCAGGUAUUGUCAGACAGUGAAUGUGUAAGAUAUUGUUGGGUUUUUUUUUGUGUGUGUGUGUCUAUGUGAGCUAAAUAAGAUUUUAUAAACAGAGCUUUUUAAGGUCAUUAAAGUGCUUUAAGGAAAUGCUCCCAUUUGAGGGAGGGAGAGGGAAAGCCCUUUGCCCAAAUGCCCCUCAAUAUUGCUUUCACUUGUGGAGAGAAAGAUGGGACAAGAUGUCUGCUAAAGAUUAUCCAGAGGUCUACCAGGAGACUCUGAUCUACCUUCUACUUACACUUGCUGUAGAGUCCUAAUGUCUCAAGCGGAUACAUUUGUGCAGACAUUUAAGGAGAUGUUUGUCUUGUUCUUCAUGAAAAGUGUCUUACUGAAGCUGACCUAAAUAACUGUACUUUGGGCAACAUAAAAUGAAAUACUACUAAGAGAAGUUUUAUAGACUCAUUUAAUUAGAAAAAUGUGGCCCAGUAAUUAGAUACAGCUCUCCUGAGCAGAAUUGCAUGCUUUUUGCUUACGCUCAUUUGCUUGGACCAUUGUGAAACAGAUUAUUUGCCAAGACUUCAGUGGUUCAAGUCAACAAACCUCUGCUCACAUAUAUGAGCCUCUAAAAGUGCUAUUUGGAGGUACUUCCUGGAGAAAAACUACAGCCAGAACUUCUGCCCUUAAACUCUGUGCAUUGACUACAUAGAGACAUGUAGUUGACCACUGUAGGAAAAAUACAUUAGACUGGAUAGAUAUUUGGACAGAUCCUGGAAAAGCUAUUUUGGGGGACCACAGUGGCCACAAUCCCCCCAGUCAUCUAGGCUAAAUAAUUUUUUGUCUGUUUGGGCUAAAUAAGAUUUUAUGGACAGAGCUUUUUUAAGGUCAUUAAAGUGCUUUAAGGAAACGCUCCCAAUCGAGUGAGGGAAAGGGAACUCCUUUUGCCCAUAUGCCCCCCAAAUCACCCCAUUGAUUUUGCCAUAUGGAGAGAAAGAGGGGACAAAAAGUCCUCACACCUUCCAGAUGUUGACUUUUAGGUAGGUUUUCCUGAGGAAGCAAUGCUGAUUCCUGGGAAGAUUUUAGCCAUAAUCGUUUGGUGUCUUAGACAUGCAUUAAGUUCCCUUACAGAAACAAUUGGACAUUUUUCUCCAUUGUGGAACAGACAGAUUGAGAAAAUGUAAUUCUGAAUGUGGUGCCAUGGGCUGCAUGAUCGUAAAUGAUUACCUAUUGUACUUUGUAAAGUGCUGUACAUGGAUGCACAUGUAUGCUGAUGCACAUGGUGCAUUGCAUAUAAUGCAUGCAUAUUUAUUUGUACUGUGUCGCAGUCUUCUAAAAAGUGUGUGGUGCUUCUGUGGCAUCACUCUGUGGCUACGAUACAAUGUGCCCUCAGUGUAGCAUAAAUAUCAGCAGUGCACAACUUAUUUGUAGAAUAGAAUAUUAUGCAAUGCACUGGGGACCAUCGUACAAGGUGCAGUUUACAAUGUGGAACCACAGUUUCCAGUGUGCAAUGUGCUUGCACUGCUGUCGGCAGACUGCAGGUAGUAUUCUGUAUCAGUUAUUUAGUUAAGUAUACUUAACUAAGGGGCUGUACAGACUGGCUUGAAGCGUUGGCAUGGGGCUGUGGAGUUUGGACGACACAUGCUCCCACGCCGCUACCCCCCCUGACAUCACACUGACUUCCCAACUGCAUGGCAGGCGGUGUCACGGCACUCCUUUGGUGUGAUAUUUAUAUGACAGAACCUGAAAGGAGUGCUGAAAGGGUGCCUAUUUGCCGGCUCUAAAAGGAGUGACAUUUUCUUUUAGAGCCGGCAAAGCACCAGAUUAGGGCCGUGGUGUGCAGUUGCCACAACCCCUCAAAGGUGCAGGAGUAAGCCGCUCCUUUGGGGCCAUCUGUUUUGCCCCUCAGUAACUUUUCCUGGCCCAACACCCUCUCUCCCUUUGAUGGAAACAACAUUUACCUAUGUUCCAAUCACCGGCAGAAUUGACCUCUUGCUUCCCAUGCUGAAGCCCAGUAAAAUAGGUUUGGGGACUUACAGUCUUGGCAAAUAAUAAUAACAGAUGAUGAUGAUGGCUCAAGGUGAGGUACAGCAUAUCUAAAUACAAAACACAAAAAGAAAACACAUACAACCAGCAGUCAAACUAUAAUACUAUAAAACCAAACACACUCAUAUUAGUACAUUCUUUAAAAUAUGCAAAUUAAAAAAAUCAUGUUUCAAAAUUAGCUGGCUUGGCUUUCCAGAAGAGAUGUGUUUUUAAUAUUGUUUUAAAUGUCAUCAGUGGUUUCAGCUGUCAUAUCUUUUCCAGCAGGUCACUCCAGAGUUUGGGGGCAGCAAAUGAAAAAGCCCUCUGGGAAACAGUUGCCAGUCUAGUGCUGGCCAGUUGAAGCAAACAUUUCCCAGAGGACCUGAGUGUACAGGUUGGAUUGUAUGGGAACAGGCAAUCCUGUAGGUAACCUGGACCUAGUGUCACAAUUUGAAUAGGUGGCAAUCAUGAAUACAGAACAGUUACCAUCUAUAACUAAUUACAAGGAUACUUAACUAAGCAGCUGAUACAGAAUCCUGGCCUAGGUCUGUUGUGCUAUGCUGAAUAGUUCUCUGUCUUGAUGGCCAGCAUCCUGUUGGCAUUUUAUUUACUUAAUUUCUCUAAUUUGUCUGCCUUUCUCCCAGCUGCCACAAGUUAAGGGCCAAAGAAGAUGAUGGAAAGAGAGCAGAGAGGGACCUAACCCAACCAUAAAUUCCCCUACAGAAAUUAUUGUACUUUAUGGUCUGUUGCAGAACAGAUGUAUUCAUUUCAAGGUUGUGGAAGUGUAGAGGCCAUGUUGCGCAUGGAUACACCUUGUUCAUUGUUGAGUAUGGACGCAAAUUGCAUAUGCACAUCCAUGCCCAUUAGUUGCACAGUGUCACAAUUCUCCAGUGUGUUGGCUUUGUAUAACUAUCAUGUGAUUCUGUGAGUAGAAAGCUGUACUUCAUUUCCUCAGUGUAGUAUCUCAGCGUCUAUCUCCUCAUUUCAGUCUGCAAACUGUUUUUGGCUGCCUCAUUGUCCCUCUCCUUAGCGGGAAGGGUUUCAUAUUCUUUGUGCUCAGAUGUGCAUCUUGCCAUGAAGAAACUACCAGCUAUGAGAUGACUGUUCUUCUGUUCAGCCAACUGUCAGCCUAACAUUGGGGACUGGCACCUGUAAGUCAUGGCAAGAAAUAUCUGUGACAAUCACAUCUUCUUGGUACAGCCGACACUCCAUAUUCAUAAAUUUCUUAUCCUCAUAUUCAACCAUCCAUAGUUUGAAAAUGUUUAGAAAUAAAUAUAAAUUCCAAAAAGGAAUCCUUGAUUUUACCCUUUUAUGUAAGAGACACCCUUUUAUUAACCUACUGAAUAUAAUGGGAUUUGAGCAUCCAUGGAUUUUGGUAUCCACAGAGGGUCCUAGAACCAAACCCCAGUGAAUACCAAGGUAUUUGUACAAUACAAAGGUUUUGGGGGCUGAUAGGCCAAGGAUUUGCUGUAAGACAACCGUUUUUAUAUCCAUUCUACAGGAGUCUGGACAACAACUUAUUUCUCUUGGGAAGGAGUUAUUCAAAUAAGAGGCACAUGGGAAGAAAUCCAUUGUUUCAGGGGACAAAGAUAAAUCCACUGGAAGUGACUAUGAAGGAACAUAUUUUGCAAUGUUCAGUUUUCAUUCAGGAAUUUUUCUUCUCUUUUGGGAGAGUAAUGUAAAUGGGGAAGGUGCACAACAGCACCUGCAGCAAACUGGGUUUACAUUUGAUGGCAUUUCAGUGCUACGUUUUCCUUCUGAUCAAACUUAUAAAUAGUACAGUACAUCAUUCACAUCUGAAAGCACAUUAAUAUCCCAUCAGAACGUCUGUGCCUGAGCAUUUGGACUUUGAAAUUCAGCCCAUGUUUACCUCCCAAUGACCAAUCCCAAAUCAAAGCAAUCUAGUUUGCAAGGUGCAGGAGCUGUGAAAGCUUGUGCUGUGACAAUCAGAUAUCUUUCUGCACUUUAGGAAUUCCUCCAGGUAAUUCCAUGCUGUCUGUACUAUAUAGACGGACCCUUACUUGGAGUUCCUUUAGAUGCUGCUCUUCUUUGGAUUGAGCUAUAGGGAAGGUGACCUUAAAAAUAUCCAUACUGCAUGUUCAGGUCCAGCACAUACAACUUUCCUUUUGUAGCAAAACCGCACCAUACUUGCAGUGGAUCUUAGUUCUGUGCUGGGCCUUUUUAAUGAAGAUGGAUGGCUAAUGCAGCCCUAGUGUUUCUCCACUAUAUUGUUUACUGUUGAUGCCAAUUUCAGUUAAGAUGCAAUAAUAAUAACCAACAACAAUAAUCUAGGGGCAACUGAUGAAAAUGUUAUUUCUUACCCACCUCUCCUCAAGGCUCAAAGUGAGGUACAACAUACUGUAGAUUAAAACUCAUAAAACCGUUAUAACACAUUACAUUAAAAGACAUAAACACAGGACACAUUAAAACCAUCCAACAAUUAAAAAAUAUAUCAAUUUAAAAUUCACAGUCUAAAACUGACUGGUUAGGCCUACCAGAAGAGCUAGGUCUUUAAUACUGUUUUAAAUUCAAAUUCUGUCAAAUCUCUCCAAGCAGGUUAUUCCACAGUCUGGGGGUGGCCAAUGAAAAUGUCCUCUAGGUGACAGUUGUCAGUCUGAUUCUGGCUGGUUAAAGUAAAUGUCCCCCAGAGGACUUGAGUGUUUGGGGUGGAUUAUAUGGGAGGAUUAUACAUCUAGCCUGUGAGUUGUAUAUCUUAAUGCAUACAUCAGUGGAGUGGAAUGGUGGAGGAGUUCCGACAUCUUUUUCAAUCUGCUGAAAAUCAUCCAGAGACUGUGAUCUACUUUCUAUUCACACUUGCCAUAGAGUCCUUGUGUCUCAAGCAGAUAUGUUUGUGCAGACAUUUAAGGAGAAGUUCUGUCUCAUGAAGAUGUGUCUUACUGAAGUUGACCUAAAUAACUGUACUUUGAGCAAAAGAAGUAUUACAUUCUAUAGUCUCCUUUAAUUAGAAAAAUAUGGCCCAAUAAUUGGAGCCAGUUCUCUUAAGCAGAAUUGUAUGCUUUGAGCUUAUGCUCAUUUGCUUAGUCCAUUGUGAAACAGAUUGUUUGCCAGAGUUGAAAUGGCUCAAAUCAAUAGCAAAUCAGACUUCUGCUCACACAUGGAGCCUCUAAAAAUGCUUUUUGGAGGUACUACUUGGAGAUAAACUACAGCCAGAGCCUUGGUCCUUAAGCUUUUUGCAUUGUCUAUUUGGAGACAUAGGGUUGGCUGCUGUAGGAAAAGGACACUAGACUGGAUAGCCAUUUGGGCAGAUUGUAGGAAAGUUAUUUUGGUUGAACUUCAGUUUCCACAAUCCCCCCAGCCAUCUGGGCUGGACAAUGCUAGCAUUAUAAUCCCCCCAAAAACAAUUUAUUGAAGAUUAGUGUCUUCAUAAGUGGCCUGGUUUGUGUGGGAAUUAGAACCGCAUAGUUGUAUAGCGUCCAUAUCUAGUAGAGGGUGUUGCAUUAAGAUAGAGCAGAGCCAUCCAAGUGCCUGGAACUGAUGUGCGCUGGUUUCAGUGCACAUUGCAAUGGUCCUUAUGUGCGUUAGGCUGGCAUUCUUGCUGGUGUCCCAUUAUACAUAUUCAUAAUUUGGUAAAGAGGUUUCUUAGCACCUCUACUACACAUCAAGGUAGACAUAAAGGUACAUAACAGGUUAUAUAGGAUUCCAGUGACCAUUUCCAAGCAAUGCAUCCAGCAGGGCUUUUUUUGAAAGGUCUUUUGGGACCAGUUAUGGGACUUAGAACCUCAAAGGGCCAAUAUGCUGUAUCACCUACUAAGGAACCUUUCUGGUUGCUGGCCAAAUGGACCUCCUCCUCUCCAUGCAGCUAAUACCCAGUGAUGUUGGUUGUGGGCACUGAGUUAUGAUCAUAGCGACAGUGUCACAGUUGUGAAUAAGGGACAUUUAUGCAUGAAUGUAUUUCAUUAAGUAGCUGAUACAGAUUACUGACCAAGGUUCUUUGUGAAGUCGAAGGCUUUCAUGGCCGGCAUCCAUAGUUUUUUUGUUGGUUUUUCAGGCUGUGUGGCCAUGUUCUAGAAGAGUUUAUUCCUGAUCUUUCACCAGCAUCUGUGGCUGGCAUCUUCAGAGAAUGCUGGCAAUGGAAGAGAGUGGGGUAUAUUCUUAAUUUGCUUUAUCCAUCCCUGUCACAUCUGUAUCUUGCCCUUUUUCCAAGCCUUAAAGCACUUCAGUUGAAAUUGAACAACUGGCAGAGAGAGGAGGAGAAGGUAGGAAGACCACCAGGAAUGCCCACUUCAAGGUACACAGAAAUAUAAUCUGUCCAGCUCAAGAGCAAAGGCAGUAGCAGAGGCAUAUUCAGGACAGAGUUUGCACCCUCAUUGUCUAUUGACUAAUCCCUCUUUCCUCCUUGUUUUGCCUUGCUGUCCUCCAGACAUACCUCUUAACUGGUACUUGGAUGCAACCUCCUGGCAACUCUUGCUGUGCAAUCUCCAUAGACAGAACGUGGGAUACUCUUAGGGCGCAUGAAUGCACACUUGUGUAGACCUCAUCAGUUUCCAUAGAACUUGGGCACAUGGACAGUUCGUGCCUUUCUGUGGCCUUAGAACUUGUUGAGAUAACAUUGUAUGCCUUGGUGAAUAUUAUUAUUUAUGAUGAUUCUUUUGUGAACUCUGUGUAACUUGAAGCUCAAAACUUUGUUUUGCUCAGUGUGUGUAUAAACCUAAUUUAGCCUGUUAAUAUGUUCUUCCUAUGUCAAAGUCUGUUCUAUUUAAAGCAUUAAAAUACAAUCUUGGUCCAUUA